AUGGUAUGCGCGGGUGCCACAAGUGAACUGCAGUCGAAGCUGGCCGCCAGAAGGUACGCGAGAGCAGUUCAGAAGCUUGGGUUUCCGGCCAAGUUCAAGGGUUUCAAGAUCCAGAACAUAGUGGCCUCGUGCGAUGUGAAGUUCCCGAUCUGGCUCGAGGGUUUUGCAUCGUCGCACGGCGCUUGCUCGAAUUACGAGCCCGAGCUGUUCCCGGCGGUGAAAUACAGAAUGAAGCAGCCGAAGGUUGGGCUCAACAUUUUUGCCUCCGGGAAGAUCGUGAUCACGGGAGCUAAGGUGAGGGAGGAGACGUACGCAGCGUUUGAGAAGAUAUACCCUGUGGUUAAGGAGUUUAGGAAAGUCCAGCAAUGA
Linum trigynum is the source of this 369-nucleotide messenger RNA. The record is from the annotation of a GenBank genome assembly. NCBI's taxonomy places the organism in Eukaryota, Viridiplantae, Streptophyta, Magnoliopsida, Malpighiales, Linaceae.